Molecule: messenger RNA, 1302 nt
Organism: Daldinia childiae
Lineage: Eukaryota; Fungi; Ascomycota; Sordariomycetes; Xylariales; Hypoxylaceae
Product: putative transporter MCH4
Exons: 2
Coding region: 1-1302 (433 amino acids)
Biological process (GO): transmembrane transport
Cellular component (GO): fungal-type vacuole membrane
Molecular function (GO): transmembrane transporter activity
Source: RefSeq, a predicted model, not a curated record
AUGAUAGAAGGUGAUCCAGGCCCGCCCCCUGACGGUGGCUCUCGAGCCUGGCUGCAGAUCCUUGCCGGUCACCUUAUCAAUGCUCUUACGUGGGGAUACUCCGCUUCAUUCGGCGUCUACCAGCUCUAUUACACAAGUACAUUAUCACUACCCGAGUCGCAAGUAUCUUGGAUAGGCUCACUCCAGAUCUUCCUCACAUUCUUUGUGGGAACGCUUUCUGGACGUUCUGCCGAUGCCGGAUAUGCCCAGCACACAGCUCUGCUUGGGUCGAUCCUGAUUGUACUCGGAACAUUUAUGACAAGCCUAGCAACGACGUAUUGGCAAAUCUUCCUCGCUCAAGGCGUGUGCACAGGACUUGGUAUGGGCAUCUUGUAUAUGCCGGCUAUAGCCGUCAUCAGCUCAUAUUGGAAGAAAAACAAAGCGAUGGCCUUAGGACUGGCUUCCUCCGGGAGCGGGACUGGGAGCGUCAUAUUCCCUCUUAUCGUACAGAAUCUUCAACCUACUAUUGGUUUUGCUCGAGCUGUUCAGGUCCAAGGCUACGUUGCUCUUGCAUUUGCAAUCAUCAUCAACCUCCUACUCAGGCCACGGCUCCCACCUCGUAAGUCUGGUCCAUUAGUUGAAUGGCCAGCGUUUCAAGAACCAGUUUAUAUACUGUUCACUAUUGGAGUGUUCCUAAUGUUCUGGGCUCUGUACUUUUGUUUCUUCUAUAUCAACACCUAUGCUACGUCGAUUAUUGGCCAGACUCCUGAAGCGGCCGUGAAUUUACUCGUAGUAAUUAGCAGCGUCGGCAUCCCAGUACGACCCCUUCUAGGUUUUGCUGCUGAUCGAUACUUCGGUGCCCUCUCCUCUCUGAUCAUUGCUACUACCCUUUUAGGCGUACUACUAUAUUGCUGGGUUGCCGUCCAUGCCGUUGCCGGAUUAUACGCUUGGUCCGUAUUCUAUGGGAUCGCCACUGGAGCAGCUCAGGGGAUAUUCGUAGCAGGGCUCGUAUCGUUAACUACGGACCCCAGUAAGCUGGGAACACGGUUUGGGAUGGUGUUUUCCGUAUUAGCAUUUGCAUCGCUAGCGGGUCCUCCGACAGCGGGUGCGUUGAUUGAAAGCGAGAGUGGAGGCUUCACGAAAGCGCAAAUCUGGGCUGGAACGGUGACCCUUGCUGCUGCACUCUUUAUAAUCGCUGCUAAAUGGACACAAAAGGCGAUGUCCCGCCAGACCCAGGGCUCUGACAAGGCUUAUAAAAUGGAUCAGGGAUAUACUGAAGAAGUCGUAGUCCAGGUAAACAGCAACGAGCAGACCAAGGUCUGA